AUGGCGUGGCGAUGCUCAGGCCGCACCAACGCCGAACUAAUCUCCAACCUCUUCUCCGCCGGGCUCAUAACCUCCUCUCGGGUCCGGGACGCCAUGUCCUCCGUCGACCGCGCACACUACUGCCCCUCCUCCGCGGCCGCAGCCUACGAAGACUCACCACAACCCAUCGGGUUUGGCGCCACCAUAUCCGCACCACACAUGCACGCCUCGGCCUGCGAAUCGCUGCUAGAAUAUCUCCCUGAAAAUCGGGGCGCGCGAGUCCUCGACAUCGGCAGCGGCAGCGGAUACUUGACGCACGUCCUAGCAAAUCUGGUCUGUGGACCCGAUGGGAACGGCGACGGCAAAGUCGUGGGUAUCGAUCAUAUUCAGGGACUGGUUGACCUUGCGAGACAAAAUAUGCGGAGGAGCGAGGAAGGAAGGAGAUUGUUGGACAGUGGAAAAGUCGAGUUGGUGGUGGGGGAUGGGAGAAAAGGGUAUGAACAGGCUGGACCGUAUGAUGCUAUUCAUGUCGGUGCUGCGGCGAGUGAGGUGCAUCAGAGUCUUAUUGAGCAACUCAAAUCUCCGGGGAGGAUGUUUAUUCCUGUGGAGGAUAACGAUGGCUGGGGAAGUCAGUGGAUCUGGGUGGUUGAUAAGGAUAAGGAUGGGAGAGUCACAAAGAAGAGGGAUAUGGGUGUGAGAUAUGUUCCUUUGACGGAUGCGCCGAAGUGA
Exophiala dermatitidis NIH/UT8656 is the source of this 708-nucleotide messenger RNA. Its product is annotated as protein-L-isoaspartate O-methyltransferase. Lineage: Eukaryota; Fungi; Ascomycota; Eurotiomycetes; Chaetothyriales; Herpotrichiellaceae. Gene Ontology annotation, molecular function: protein-L-isoaspartate (D-aspartate) O-methyltransferase activity. Gene Ontology annotation, cellular component: cytoplasm. Bases 1 to 708 code for a protein of 235 amino acids. The record is from RefSeq and is a predicted model, not a curated record. The transcript has a single exon. Gene Ontology annotation, biological process: protein modification process.